AGAACCCUGCCUAUAAAAACGAAGCCAAAAACCUUUUUCAUAAACCCUAAACCUUGCAAAAACCCUAGCAAUGGCUUUCACCACUAUUGUUCGCAGAGCUUCUGCAUCCGUACUACCUUUUGCACGCUCCAUUAGUGCUCGGAGAACAUUCCACAGUGCAAUAUCCGCCGCUAUCGGUGUAGAAAAGCAGAGUCUUGGCCACAAGGUCGACCAUCGCCAACUCUUUCUUCCAUUUUCACGAUUCUCAACGGCCAGCAUUUCGAAAAAGAGCGCCGAAGAGAGUCUGAUUCGAGUCCUCGAGUCUGAGAUUGAUUGCGCGUUGGAACCUACAGAUGCAGAGGAGAUAAUACCAGAUGGAUUUCCUUUUGAAAUCCAAGAUAAUCCUGGAGAGAGAACGAUUUUACUAGAAAGGAAAUACCAAGAUGAGAUAAUCAAAGUCGAAGUUGAUGCACCUAGUAAUCCAGAUGAGGAUGUCGAGGAGGAUGACGAUGACGAUGAUAGAAACACAGAGGAGUCAGCCGUUACACCAAGCAUUCCAUUGGUUGUAAGUAUUUCUAAAGGGAAUGGCCAGUGUCUUGAGUUUGGCAUCACUGCUUUCCCUGAUGAGAUCACAAUUGAUACGUUGUCGAUUAGAAAUCCUGACUCUUCUGAAGAUCAACUUGCAUAUGAAGGGCCAGAUUUUGGUGAUUUGGAUGAAAAUUUGCAGAAGGCUUUCCACAAAUACCUUGAGAUUAGAGGGAUCAAACCCAGCACAACAAACUUUUUGUUUGAUUACAUGGAAAACAAGGACAACAAAGAGUACCUGCUAUGGUUGAAGAAUCUCAAAAGUUUUGUGGAAAAGUAACUCAAAAACCCUUUUCAACAAUGUAUGUUGUGGGUAGGGGUAUCUGCCUGUUUUGUUUUGUGAUAGGUUUAGAAUGGCAGAGAGGGAAUAAGAAAGUAGUAGCUAUUUAUCAAUGUUAUACAUUAUAGACUCUUCCAUGGGUGAUAAGAAUAGCCUGAUCAAUGAGAUUUCAACAAACAGAUGCAACGUUCAACUGCUGAUUUUGUAUGGUCUGUAACUUCUCCAUUAAAUGUGUUGAGGGAUCAAUAGUUUUCA
This is a messenger RNA of Ricinus communis (castor bean), 1099 nucleotides long. RefSeq lists its product as uncharacterized. The record is from RefSeq and is a predicted model, not a curated record. The coding region runs from base 71 to 844 and encodes 257 amino acids. Gene Ontology annotation, cellular component: mitochondrial matrix. The transcript is spliced from 3 exons. Lineage: Eukaryota; Viridiplantae; Streptophyta; Magnoliopsida; Malpighiales; Euphorbiaceae.